AUGGAAAGACGCAUUGUUCCAAGCUCAAACUCUUCAGAUCUGACAGUGUCAUCUGGCAAGGACACAUCUCUGGGAGUCCACGACACAUUUAGAUAUGGAUUGAAUUCAGUCAAGAGUCAAGUCACUGCUGGUCAUCCCUUGGAGUCCCAUCUCAAAAACUGGGAUUCUACUCAAGAAAAGUUCAAAAUGGACAUGUAUGCUGAUGUCUAUGGAAGCCAUCUGCCAUUAAGGUUGCAAAUGGAGAAGGCUAUUGUUUCGCAGCCAAAGAGGAUUCCAGUAUUACCAUCUUCAAACUUUGGACUCAACAUUCUGGCUGGAAAAGAUGAUUCCAUUGAUGUAGAGGACUUCCUCAACAAACCAGAAAUGUCGACCGAUUCUUUGGAUGUUCAUGGCACAAUGGAGCAUGCCUUAAAUAUGAAGGUCUGA
This is a messenger RNA of Synchytrium microbalum, 426 nucleotides long. RefSeq lists its product as uncharacterized. Gene Ontology annotation, cellular component: nucleus; cytoplasm. Lineage: Eukaryota; Fungi; Chytridiomycota; Chytridiomycetes; Synchytriales; Synchytriaceae. The record is from RefSeq and is a predicted model, not a curated record. Gene Ontology annotation, biological process: proteasome assembly. The transcript is spliced from 5 exons. The coding region runs from base 1 to 426 and encodes 141 amino acids.